ACUUCAUCAUCCUCACGUCCCCGGUGAGUUUUUCGGUGAGCGGUCGUCGUCAGACACGAAGAGGCCUUUCUUGCCGAAGAUGGACAGAAGCAUGUCCGUGUCCCUGUGGUGCGAGGAGGCGGAGGAGGACCAGAGCCAGGACCGGGUCCAGACCGAGGACCGGGUCCAGACCGAGGACCGGGUCCAGACCGAGGACCGGGUCCAGACCGAGGACCGGGCCCCGUCUCCACUGCGAGCCGCCUGGGACCCCACGGUGUCCGGGCGCCGCGUCAUCCAGAGGCUGCUCCGCGUGGAGGAGAGGUACUCGCCCUCCGUCCUCUACAUCACCCUCAUCCAGAGGGAGCCGGAGCGCCGGGAGGAGCUCGCCAAGUGGGCCCUGGAGGUGUGCUGUGAGUGUGGCUGUGGCGAGGCCGUGUUCCCGCUGUGCGUCUCCCUGCUCGACCGCUUCCUGUCGGCGUCUCUGUCGGUCCCCGUGUCGCCGUACUGCCUCGCCGCCGGCUGCAUCCUCAUCGCCUCCAAGCUGGCGGAGUGCGACAACGUGACGGCCGACUCCCUCUGCGCCGCCGCCGAGUACAGCUUCCUGCCCGCCGGCCUCCGGGAGAUGGAGCGCCUCGUCCUCGCCACCCUCCGAUGGGACACGGCGGCGGUGACCCCGCAGGACUUCCUCCCGCACUUCCUGGCCUCCGUGGAGGGGCGAGGCGGCGGCGGCUCCUCCGACACCCUGCGGCGGCACAGCGACACGCUGGCCGCCAUGUGCGCCUGCGACUCGCGCUUCCUCGGGGCGCCGCCGUCCGUCGUCGCCGCCGCGUCGCUGAACUGCGCCCUGCGGGGUCUGGGCAACAAGGGGCCCGCGCAGCUGGCGGCCAUUUGUGAAGCUCUGGCGGAGCUCUGUCAGGCGGACCUGGUGGUGCUGCAGUGCUACAGCGACAUGAUCGAAUACGCCCUCCGACAGCGGCUGAGGAGCGGCGUGCAGCAGGGCCCCGCGGAGAAGGAGGAGGAGGAGGUGGAGAACGAAAGGCCCGGGACGCCCACGGACAUGAGAGAGGUUGAUUUCUGAACACUGAAUCAACUGUCAAGCAAUCAACAAAGAAAAGUUCUUUAAAGUCAGUUUAUAUCAGUCAAACUGAUGUAAAUUGAUCGCGACCUCAAAGUGCCCUGACAUGUCUUGAUAUUUUAAAUUAUUUUAUUGAGUGACUUAAUUUAUUGUUUUAAACUUUAUUUAUUUGUGAACAAUUUUGCAGCUAUCUGUUUAUUUCUUGUUGCAUGUGCCAUAUUUUCUAUUAUCUAUUUAUGUUCAUUUUAUUGUAGGCCUAUAGAUGUUAUUUUUUGGGUUGCACAAUAUUUAUACCUUUAAUUUAUUAUUAUUAUUGUUAUUAUUAUUAUUAUUGUUAUUAUUGUUAUUAUUAUCAUCACGUGCACUUGUUGACUCUUUUCUAUGUUAAUUUAUUUCAACUUGCCAUUUGUGUGUGGAAUUAAAUAUACAACAGACCUAUUUUUCAAAGCAAUUAAACGUUUAAAACGUG
This is a messenger RNA of Pseudoliparis swirei, 1523 nucleotides long. RefSeq names its product cyclin Dx (gene ccndx). NCBI's taxonomy places the organism in Eukaryota, Metazoa, Chordata, Actinopteri, Perciformes, Liparidae. The transcript is spliced from 5 exons. Gene Ontology annotation, cellular component: nucleus; cytoplasm; cyclin-dependent protein kinase holoenzyme complex. Gene Ontology annotation, molecular function: cyclin-dependent protein serine/threonine kinase regulator activity. The record is from RefSeq and is a predicted model, not a curated record. Gene Ontology annotation, biological process: mitotic cell cycle phase transition; positive regulation of G1/S transition of mitotic cell cycle; regulation of cyclin-dependent protein serine/threonine kinase activity. The coding region runs from base 80 to 1057 and encodes 325 amino acids.